This is a messenger RNA of Pelodiscus sinensis (Chinese soft-shelled turtle), 2931 nucleotides long. The record is from RefSeq and is a predicted model, not a curated record. NCBI's taxonomy places the organism in Eukaryota, Metazoa, Chordata, Testudines, Trionychidae.
AUGAUUGACAUUCUUUUGGACGAUGCGCCCGCCCGUUUGGCUUUGCCACUUAAUAAAAUGGUGGCAAAAAUUACCAAUGCCCUGUGGCGAACACCGGCGACCCUGACCCCUACCUUAAAAGGAGUCGAGAGGCGCUACUACAUUCCCCAGUUGGGGCAUGAACACCUGUACUCCCAGCCUGUACCGGGGUCCUUGGUCGUUCAGGCUGCGGCCCAAAGGGAGAAGCUUCCCCAGCCGGAGCCGUCCCCGAAAGCUAGGGAGUCCAAGCAUCUUGACCUGAUGGGCCGGAAGGUGUACGCCACCAGUGGGGUGCAACUCCGCAUUGCUAAUCAGCAAGCGAUGCUGAGUCGUUAUGCUUUUAAUACCUGGCAGGCCGUGGAUAAGUUUAAGGACAAGCUGCCAUGGCGUCAGGAACCACUAAAAGAGGAGGUAUCUGCUACUCAGGAAGAAGUACUAAAGAAAGUGGAUGAAGUAACUAUUGCAAAGACUUCCCCAAGACCAAAGUCUACUGCACAAGCACCUUUGAAAAAGCCCCCAUCAUUUAAACAAAUAGAAAAGGAUCUGAAGACUCUUAGUAAAGAUCUUAUUCACACAAGGCAUCUGAUCAAUUCAGUGAAGCAGGGGCGGGGGUAUUUCCACACACUUCAGAAAGAAACAUUGGAGAGGAAGAAUGCACUGAAAUCAGCACGACAAAAACAAAUGGCAAAAUGGCGAACUGAAUGGCAGCCACCCAGAGACUCCUCAGAUGAGGAAGAGUCUGAGGAAGAACUAACUGAUUUCUUUUUAACAGAGGGUCCCCUGCUAAGGAAGAAAGCAAAGAAGAAAAAGAAGACUGUCAUACAACCAUUCAUCCCUGUCUACAACAGCCUUUUGGUUUCACAGCCUAUUGCAUUACAUGCUGAACCAGUCUUUCGACAGCUUUGUGCUCUACACUGGCUCUUGGAGGCUUUGACUCUCGAACCCACCUAUUCCUUAAAACCUCUGUUAACCUGCUGGAAUCCAAAGGACCCUGGUGGCUGUAAAAGUACAUUUAAAAAAAUCAAUAAGGACAAGGCAGCGAGGUAUAGAUGGGAGCACUUUAUUGUGGAUUCAAAGAAAUCCUGCCAGAAAACCCCACGUAGUCUGCUUGGCAAGAAGACAAACAAGAAAACAUCCAUCGUAAGCGUCUCUCGGCUUAGUGGUGUGUCAUCUCCCCAUAAUCGAACUCCUCUGGGCAGCAUAAGUUCUCUAGUCCCCAGCUCUGAAGACAAUGCCAAUGUGAAUACAGCAACCAUUGAUGUUGCCAAGGAAUGUGAAGACAGUGAGUCUGUAUAUAGCAGACAAACCAAAGAGGAUGAAGAGCCUAUUUCCUACUACCUACAGAAGUUACUCCAGACCAUAUACGAAGAUGUGGCAAAGAAUUUCAGUUCAGAAGAUGUUAAGAAGACUAGACUGCAUAGUUCGCCACUAGUAUAUCAAAGGAAUGAGAGAAUGAGCCUAACAAUGUUUAAGGAACAAGAGAGCAUACCGGGACAGAGACCUAAAAGUUCAGCAUCUGUGACUCUGAAGGAUGACAGAGUCAACACAACAUCCUCUAAGUACCAAGACAGCGUGACAUCACUGGACCAGAGGCCUAAAAGCUCAUUAUCUGUGACGGUGAGAGAGGACAAAUCUACCACAACUACCUUUAAAGAGGAGGAGAAAACAAAGCACAUAAAGAGGCCUAAAAGCUCCCGUGCCAGCUAUUUUAUUCAAAGUAAAUAUAAUUUGUGUGUUGAGAUGAGGCAGAAGUUCUCGGCAAUAGCAGAAGAAGCAGCUUUUUGUUUGCAUGACAACCUGGAGAUCCUUGAACGGAGGCGGGAAGAGAAGAGCUCUCAGAAGUACCAGUCUUUAAAAAAUAUCACGUAUUUUGAGAGAGACUUAGAAAAAAUGAGACAGUGUGGUCUGAGUGCUGAAAGAGAACAUGAUGAAGAUGAACACAACUGGUUUUCCAGUUUGCUGUCCAGAAUUCCGAACACUCUGAAGAAUGACAAUCACAUACAGAGAAUCUUAAAGAAACUGGAAAAGUUUGGCAAGAACCCAGAUGUGAGAAUCCGCCCCAGCACCUUUCUGAAGGUGCUGAAUGAGCUACGUGUAUGGGAGUUGUGUUCUCCAGACAUCUGCGCUGCCGUGGAGUUUGUGCGUGAAAAUAUUGUUCAGAUGCCAGAAGAGGAUUAUAAAGCAUGGCUUCAAACUCGCGUCAUAAUCCGCAAAAGAGCUCAUAGUGCUCCACCCUUGUGCUGAAAAGUCAGAGGAACUGGUUUCCUGGCCACAAGAGGGAUGUCACGCUGCUUCAAACAGCAUUCUGGUUGCUGUGGAGGUCUGCCUGAAUGAAGGAGGGGGAAAAAACUUUGGAAGCCACUCAGAUUGUAUAUGCUCUGUAGAUCUUGAAAUGUAUAACACCACAAUGCUUUUCUUAACACCAGCCAGGUUUACCCAGUGACAACAGAAAAUGAGAAAUCAAAUACUGCAGUUCUAUUCCAAGUGCCCUUGUGAGCUCACAGAAACAGCUCAUUCUCAGGUUUUCAUUUAGAAUUAAGACAAGUUGUAAACCAAAAUAUCACAUAAGAGUUGCAAACACUCCUCAAAUAGCCAUGGGGAACUGAGAAUCGACAACAUCUUUUCAUUUGCUCACCCUUUUUACUAUAAAACCUUCUGCUUUAGAUUUUUAGAUAGAGGAAAAAAACUAUUUUAUUUGUUACAGUCUACUCUGUGCUCCAGUUUUGCUAUCUAGCCCUUGCUUAAAAAAAAAAAAUCCUAGCACUAGAAUAUUUUAAGCUUUUGAACCAAAUCUUUUCUAUGUUAGUUUCUGUAUUUAGUUAAAAUGCUUGUGUUUGUUCUGUACAAUUAUUUUAGGAAUAUUCAUGUUGUCCUAGUUUUGCUUUAUUAAAAUCACUAUUCAAGUGUUCUGUA